AUAUUAGCUGUUGAGGAAUAGUUAAGAAUUUGAAAUUGAGAGAGAGACUUGUAUUUGACCUUCUCUCAUUCACCCCGGUCACUAUCGACCCUCAUUCAACCCGUGACUCAUUUCAAGUUUCAACUCGCUAAAAUCCACCCAUUUGAUACCUCUGCCUAAAUUUAUUGUACAAUGAAGUGCACCUAUGCAUGUUGACUUUGCUUUCUUUGUUUGAAGGGUUACUGUAUAGGGCUUUUAUAUGUUUUGUGGCUUUAAACUCUGUUAUCUAUAGGUCCUGGGAUUACUGGUCGAGGUAACGGGGGAAGAUUUUAAGGAAGAAUAUAUCAAUCAUGUGUUACAAGUAAUGACAAGCAUUUUCCAGUUGGCUGUCAAUGUUUUGAAAAAUAGGCAGCUGGGUCUCUCUGUUGAAGCUACAGAUUGCUCUUGGAAAGAGACAUACUACUCAUUAAUUUUGUUGGAGAAGAUACUGCAUCAAUUUCAUGGUACGUGCCUAGCAGGGCAUCUUGAGGAUAUGUGUGAAACAAUUUGUGAGCUUCUGUUGCGCCCGCAUGUAUGGUUGCGUGAUGUAUUGAACCGCUUGGUGGCCUUUUACUGUGCUUCUGUGACUGAGGCCAACAGAGCGAACCACGAGAAGUCAUUAGGAACGUUUUUUCGUAUGACACCAAGUAAGCUUUUUCUCAUAGCUGUUUCUCUCUGCUGCCAACUAAAGGCCCCCGCUAAUCGACGAUGCAGCCAGCACCCUAAUAACACGAAACCUCACCUUCAAGACUUGUGCUCUGCGUGCUAG
Molecule: messenger RNA, 787 nt
Organism: Rhododendron vialii
Lineage: Eukaryota; Viridiplantae; Streptophyta; Magnoliopsida; Ericales; Ericaceae
Exons: 2
Coding region: 344-787 (147 amino acids)
Cellular component (GO): nucleolus; small-subunit processome; 90S preribosome
Source: RefSeq, a predicted model, not a curated record